Oncorhynchus masou masou (cherry salmon) is the source of this 2291-nucleotide messenger RNA. RefSeq names its product SLAIN motif-containing protein-like. Gene Ontology annotation, biological process: cytoplasmic microtubule organization; microtubule nucleation; positive regulation of microtubule polymerization. The transcript is spliced from 8 exons. NCBI's taxonomy places the organism in Eukaryota, Metazoa, Chordata, Actinopteri, Salmoniformes, Salmonidae. The record is from RefSeq and is a predicted model, not a curated record. The coding region runs from base 536 to 2200 and encodes 554 amino acids. Gene Ontology annotation, cellular component: microtubule plus-end.
UCUUUUUUAAAAACUUUGACGUUACUGUAGCUAGGUACUGUACUAGCCAAAUGUGUGCUCUAGCUAGUAUUUUCAGUCUUGUAGGAUAUGUUGUAGAUAAGCAAGCUAUAUGACUAAAUCAAGACGGUUAACCCCUUCUUAUAUCCUUGACUUGGUCAUUUCAAAAUGUCUUGACAAGUCGUCCCAGUGGGCGGUUUAAUUAAAGGUCAACACUAUCGGAUCUGCUACAGUACAGGCUGGCCAAGUAACGUUAGGGGUAUAUUAUGGCGGAGGACAAGAUUGAUGAGUGACUGGUGUGUGAUCUGACUUUUCCUGUGUGAUUGCUAGCAAGUCAUUAACGUUACUCAUCACUUAUGACUGCUGUUGUCACCAAGUCUGAUCCUUUCUCAGAGGCAGCUUGUCGACUCUUUAAUCCACAUAACACCCUGACACUGCUUUAAAGCCAUCCAAGCUGUUGAGUCUCCUGCUGCAAAUCUGGUCAGUGAAAAGUGAAGAACACUGGAGAAUUGGAGAGCAGUUUAGGCCGGAUAUCGGGAUGAAGCAGGACAUUGCUGCACUGGAGCUGGUAGAAGUUCGAAAGUUACAUGAAUUAGUGAGGAGACUAGAAAUUCAAAAUGAAUCUCUAACGGAGAGGCGAAGAAAUAUCAACACCAAAAACCAGGCUCUCUCUGGUGUGCUUAUCAGCUGUCCCUCUUCACUGGAGGAAAAUCUAAAUUGUUGUGAUUUGCCAGACCCUGAACCAGCAGAGGUCAACAGUGGGGAUGGUAUAUCUCCACCUCCUCUUGAAAGCCCCAGAGAUACACUAGUGAGGCAGGAUGGACACGUAUAUGAUGGCUGUUAUACACACUUGCCCCACAGUGACAUGUUGGAGGAGACACACAGGCAGGGAUGCAUGGGGUCAGAGGAGCUGGUGGUCAGGGACACAGAGAAAAGAGCAGAGCACUCUUCUCUGGAGCUAGUGGACCUCCUGGACCUAGAGGAGUGUUGUGAGGUGGAGAAUGAAGUGAGCUGGUUAUAUGAGUCACCCAAGAAAGGGGCAUCUGCUGAGAGAAGUGAUGAGUCCCCUAUAAAGUGGUGCAGACAGGUCCUGGACAACCCCAGCCCUGAAACAGAGGUGGCAUGUCGCACACUAAUUAAUAUCCUGGACCAAAAGACGAGAUGGAGUAGUAUCUUUAGCAGUCGCUACCACAGACGUCCUGUAGCCUUCCCUGACACUGGCCAUACCUGCAUGGGCUCACCUUCCCCUCGGUACCAGAGAUCAACUGACAGAAGUCAACAAACCAACAAACCUAACAGCUCAGAUGGCAAUGAUGCCAUUUUACCACCAUCAAUGGACGAGAAUGAGCCGAGUUUCUCAGAUGACUCCAUCACCAUGGGCUACAGGCUGCAGGACCUCACUGAUGUCCAGAUCAUGGCUCGCAUGCAGGAAGAGAGUUUACGACAGGACUAUGCCUCCAUCCCUGCUGCCCCCACACCUUUCAGGGGUCCUGGUGCAUCCAUGCUGUCACCUUCUAAUUAUAGCUACAGUGAUCUGGAGUUCGACAAGUAUAGCCUGGAGGACACAGUCGCAUACACACCGCCUCCCAGCCAGCUGCCCCACUACCGCCGUUCCCCAUUGGGCCAGUCACCCAGAGCCAUAGCCCAGCCUGGUUACAGCAGCCAGCUGCCAAGGCCUCCCAGUCAAGCGACCACUCAAUCUAAGCUGUUUAAGAUUGCAAAGAGCAGAGAGGGUCUGAGAAGCAGCAUGUCCAACCAGGAUUCACCUCCACGCACCAGCCUCCGCUCUCUCCAGGCAGUAAGGAACAGCCGCAACCUGGAGGCCAACGGCCAGCUCCUCACAGACCACCCCACCUCCCGCCUCACCUACCCUAUAGCAGGUUCAACCAGAUCUCCACCAGGUGAGUCUUCAGUCAGGCUUAGGAGUGGUGGCCGAUCUUCAUCCGUUUCUGCCAAAACCUUGAACUCCAGUGACCCCCCUGCAACUGGAGCAGCACGGCAGUCCCUGAGAGAAUCAUUUCAGGCCUUGUCUAGAGGGCUGCCGAGAGCCCAGUCCCUCAUCCCCUCUGGUUUGAGGAUCCCCUGUCCCAGUAAGGACUUUUCAGUUGGAGGGUACCUAUCAAGUCAUGUCUAUACCUCCCCUGAGAGGUCGACUACCAUGGCUUGGGGCAGACUGGGGCAGCCUGCCAAUACCCAUAGGUAAAAAGGUAUACUCAAUGUUUCUCAGUAAGUCCUCAGUAAUCUGUAACAUACUCUCACUCAAAAUAACUCCACUUAAUGUAUUAAAGCACAUU